AGCUGGCUGUGGCAGGAAAGCUCAAGGUGUCCUGGCAGCAGGAAGCUCCCUUGCUCCACCCUCUGCCAGGCACAGCGACUCCCUGAGCUUCCGAGGCUUUGCUGCUCCAGACCUGCAGCGACAGCCACCUGCUCCGCGGGGACACUCGAGUGGCAGCGGGACCCUCGGCAUGGAGCACUUCUCCCGGGCUGCCCUGGCUGUGCUCUUCCUCACUGCUGCCCUCCGGGAUUCCCGCUCUGCAGCAGCUGAAGACAUCUCCAACAUUUCAACAACUGAGUACGAACCAUCAUGUCUUAAUGUGAGUUUCUGCAGGCAGGCAGCCACGUGCUGCCCCUCGGGCAUGGAUGACUACGGGUGGAUCGCAGCGGCUGUGGGCUGGAGCCUCUGGUUUCUCACCCUCAUCCUGCUCUGCAUGGACAAGAUCAUGAAACUCCGGCCUGAUGAACCCAAGUACCUGGUGGCCUGAAGCAGAGCAAGCCAGCAAGCAGCAGCACUGGGGAGCAGCGAGGCGCAGACAGACUGACAAAGCAUUUCAAACACUUGCCAAGAAACAAAAGAGAAAGGGAAAACACCUUCAGCAAAAAAAAGCCAGAUCUAAGCAGGGCAGCUGCUGAGGCUUCACCCUCUCUGGCAGGCUGGAGCAGGCAAGGCUCUGUAAGCCACCCCAUACGUGCCACAGUACAAAAUCCCCCCUUGUCCCUGAGCCCUCUCGUGCUUGCUGUGAGCACAGCAGCAAGAGGAGAGGCUGAGGGACCAGUUACCAGCCUAUAGCACAUGGCCUCGAGACAGCCUGCUGCAUGACCUUUGGGUUGGACACAGAAAGUGGGCAAAUAAAGCUGUUUUCUGGAGCAUCAACGUUACCAGAGCCAUUACUAAGCUAUAGGCCAGGCCACAUUAAGUGGAAGUAAUUAAUUGACUUUACCAAGUCCUUUUCACUCACUAACCUGCAAUAUUUAAAAGUUUACUAACUGAUGCAUGGGAAGACUUUCUUAUGGAAACUUAGGGAUUGUUUGGGCUGGUUUGAAAGUAAAACUAAUUUUUCCAGAGCCAUUUAGAUGUGAACUGUGUUGCAGGAAUGGAAUAUUGGUUGUAUUCAUUCAGCUUUCACCUUCCUGAGAAACCAAGCCAAGCUGAACUGUGGCAAGCAGGUUUAAACCAGCAUAUCCAAUUCAUGCACAAAACUGUUCCUAUUUAUCUGAGAUGAUAAUAAACACUUAUUGAUUGAAA
Messenger RNA from Passer montanus (Eurasian tree sparrow), 1227 nucleotides. It is a transcript of the gene TMEM213, whose product is annotated as transmembrane protein 213. The transcript is spliced from 3 exons. The record is from RefSeq and is a predicted model, not a curated record. The coding region runs from base 170 to 466 and encodes 98 amino acids. Lineage: Eukaryota; Metazoa; Chordata; Aves; Passeriformes; Passeridae.